Molecule: messenger RNA, 1821 nt
Organism: Alternaria novae-zelandiae
Lineage: Eukaryota; Fungi; Ascomycota; Dothideomycetes; Pleosporales; Pleosporaceae
Exons: 2
Coding region: 1-1821 (606 amino acids)
Source: RefSeq, a predicted model, not a curated record
AUGGAUAUCUCAGCUUUCGAAAACGUCCCUCCAGUUAGCGAGGAGGAGCCGACACAGCGAGAGAUCAACGACAGACGAUUAGCUCAAGCGAUCCGCUACCUGGAUAACGAAGGAGGCGAUGACACUGAUAGCACUUACAUGAAUCACGUUGAAAGGAUCGACGAGGAUCUCCUCCAGCGACUUCCUCCGCAAGAGCGCAACUUCGACGACCAGCUGUAUCAGCGCGUGCAAGCUCUGAUUCGUCAAGCGCGGCUCGAAUAUGAGGAAGAGGUUGCGCGAGAAGAUUCAUCGUCUUCGUUAGGCGGGGAUUCCCCUAAGCCGAUGAUGAUAGAAGACGUACCAGACUCCUACACGCCUUCUGCAGCGCAAGCUCUUUAUCGAAGAGGCGAUACACCGGACGAACCUCAGGCGAUGCCCCCCAAACAAGUGCCUGCAGCAGAAACAAAGGCACGGCGCGAGGAACGGUUCAAGUACGGUGGCCCGAACAACGAACCGGAAAGGUGGCACAAGAACUAUCCAGCCUCGCUGCCGUUUCCAGAGACCUUCCAGAUGGCGCAUUGGGAGAGUCUCAAGAUUGACUUUGAUCUUUCCGAGUCUGGCAAGAAAAUGAAGGCAGAGGGCAAGAUUGUUGAGACCAACAUACCUUUUGAUCGCCCUGAAUUAGAGCAAUAUAAGAAUCUCCCGGUAUACGAGUCUGGAUCACGCUUCAAGCUUCCGAUACCCAGUGCCGAAGUUCAAGAGGAGAUCAGCAAGUUGGGAACUCCUGGAAGCCUGGAAGAGGUUGUGGAAGAAUUGAACCAAAAUGAUGACAAAGUGCGCGCCGGCAACUACAAAUAUACGCCACGAGUCUUCCUGGACAAAUUCUCCGCAGGAACUCAAGUAGAUCCUACAACGAUCCGCAAUGCUGUCAACACGACACCUGUCAAGUCUCGUACCGGUGCUAUGGGCCGCAGUAUUGAUCAGCCACGCCUAGAAGACGAGGAUGCGCAUGCUAUAGGGGACAAAGCUCGUGCGGCACUGUCGGCAGCUCGCAUGGCUCGUGAAAAGGUCCGUAAAGCAGAAGAAGCUCUCAACGCAGCAAACCAGGCGAACCUGGAAAUACCUACACGAACCCCACAAACCACUUCACCUGUCGCUAGGAAGCUCAACCGAGAGCGGGCGACAUCCCUCGAGCGUAGCCCGAGACGCCAAAGCGGUGUCAGUACUGCAGCUCCCAGUCCUGCAUCGCCGGAUAAGACUAGUAUGCAUCCACAGGUAGUCAUCCCGAACAAGCCAAAUAAUCGUCAGACAAAGCCUACCCAGGCUUCACCUCCCAAGCCGCAGCCUACCCCAGGCCAGACCAACGUCGCUACCCCCAAGACUGCCACCAAGAAACAACCCAAGCGUAAACGCAGUCUCAGCGAACAAAACUACACCCCUGAGACCAAGCGGUCAAAGUCUGUCGUGUCUUCCUCACGGAAAAGCAGCAGAACCAAGACGCAAAAGUCUCCAGGUAAAGCCGUUCACUUCCAACCCAAUGAAUCUGACGUCUCCGACGAGCUUUCUGACGACGACCUCGCAAAAGAUGUCCAGGAACUCACCACCGUUGUCACGUCCACCAAGGCCAAGCCUACCAAAAAGACCACCAAAACCACAGUGGUUACAAAGAAGGUGAGCAAAGCGGCUGCAGCAGGUAGAGCGGCGCGCAAAGCGAAGGCGGGGAAAGAGGUUGUUCUUGAUGACGAGCAUGUGAUUCAGAUGGCGAAGGAGCGGAGAUCGAAGUCGCCAGGAAGGGUUGUGAAGGGGGGUACUAGGAGUGGGGCGAAGUAUUUGAAGGGGUGA